Messenger RNA from Ostertagia ostertagi, 639 nucleotides. The record is from the annotation of a GenBank genome assembly. Lineage: Eukaryota; Metazoa; Nematoda; Chromadorea; Rhabditida; Trichostrongylidae.
AUGGCCAUCCAUUUUGUGAGGAAAAAUUCCUUUGGCGGCUGCUCUUCUAUUGAAUUUUUUUCUACAGAUGAAGAUGGUGACAGCGUUGUCAUCACCCGUCCUGUGGAGCUUGGAGAAGCGAUCGAAGCACGAAAGGAUGCCACCCUUAGACUUCAUUCGUUAGAAAAGAAAGUCGAGAAGGUGGAGUCAAAACUCAACAACGAAACCCCUCAGCAAACUAAGGAAGAGAAGAGUUCUCCAUCAGAUGGUGCUCUCCAUAAGGAUGUGCUAUGCGAUGUAUGCGAUGCUGUUGUAAUUGGGACACGAUAUAGAUGUCUCCUCUGCGUCGACUACGAUUUGUGUGAGCGAUGUGAAAAGACUGGAGUGCAUGCUCAUCAUGGUAUGAUCCGCAUUGUGGAUCCGUUACGUACAUUUGUACCGUGGGGUGCUCGCCUGAAGUACAUGCCAUCAGGUCGUCAGCAUCGUCGACACCAUGCUGAAGGAAUAAGUGCUGCAUUCACUGACGCUAAUGCGCGGCAACGCGUUCAUCUAGCGAAGGAGCAUAUUACUGAACAAGUUGCUAAGAGUAUGCAGUAUUUACAAGACAUGGGCCAAGCUGUUACCGCUGCUCUCGCGAAUUUCGGUAAAUGUUUUUCUUAG